This is a messenger RNA of Papaver somniferum (opium poppy), 2446 nucleotides long. Its product is annotated as L-type lectin-domain containing receptor kinase IX.1-like. Gene Ontology annotation, cellular component: plasma membrane. The record is from RefSeq and is a predicted model, not a curated record. Bases 266 to 2350 code for a protein of 694 amino acids. Gene Ontology annotation, biological process: protein phosphorylation. Gene Ontology annotation, molecular function: protein kinase activity; ATP binding; carbohydrate binding. NCBI's taxonomy places the organism in Eukaryota, Viridiplantae, Streptophyta, Magnoliopsida, Ranunculales, Papaveraceae. The transcript has a single exon.
UGUACCCUUCACUGGGUUCACCUUGAAGCUAAUUUCAAUUUAAGAUUGGAACUUACUUCCAAGUGGAAUCAAAUACUACAUGGAUUUAUCUUUGCACGGAUUUGGGGAUAUCUCGAGAGAUCGACUACUUUUCAACCUCUGAAUUCGUACGCGUUAAACACCCUCAAAGUCAUAUUUAGAUAUAGGUAACGCAGUUAAUGUACUACUAAUUUUUCUAGUUCAUGCAUGCAUACAACCUAAUACUGAUUCAAUUCAAUCACCAACUAUGACUAUGUACAAUACCUUAUUAUUAAACUCGCAUAUUAAUUCUUCAUUCUUAUUCUUCAUCAUCACGAUAUUAUUGAUUCUUCCUAGUACUACUGCAAAUCCAAUCUCCUUCAAGUAUACAAGUUUCCCAAACAAUGAUAGGAAAUUACUAAAUCUCCAAGGAGAUUCAAUUCUAGACGAUAACGCAAUUCAGCUCACAAGAAAUGCAACCAACGGAAGUAUGGGCUGUGCAACCUAUUCAGAACCAGUACAAAUUUGGGAUGCUAAAAGGGUGGCAGAUUUGGAAACACAUUUCUCCUUCGUCAUAGAUACCAUAAAUGCCACUGAAUUUGGUCAUGGUGAUGGUAUCACGUUUUUCCUAAUGCCUUACAACAAGUCUGAAAAUUUUUCAGAUUCUCCCGGGGGAUGUCUUAGCCUAAUGAGUUCGGAUGUAGCCCAAAAGAACUCAUUGACCUCGCCAAUCGUUGCAGUGGAGUUCGACACUUAUCAAGAUGAAUGGGAUCCCAGUCCAGAUCAUGUUGGUAUCAACAUUAAUUCAAUGAUAUCUGUGGCUAAUGAGUCAUUCGGUACAAAUAAUAUGAAGAAUGGAGCCACCGCAAAUGCAUUCAUAAGUUAUAAUUCAACUACCAAAAACUUAGAUGUUACUCUAACUUAUAGUCAUUCUAGUGGAACGAGUUCUGCAAGUUUGCAUCAUAAUAUUGAUCUAAGAAGUGUUCUACCAGAAUUUAUCAACGUUGGGUUUUCGGCGGCUAGUACUGGCACGGUGUUCAAUUGUCAGAAAAUCCUUUCCUGGGAAUUCAAGUCCAAAAUUGAAAAAAGAAGCAGAGACAUCCGUACGGAACUGAUUGUGGGUCUUAUUGUUGGUUUGGACGUUUUUGGUUGUUUGAUUGGUUUUACCAUAUUUAUAUGGUGGAGAAGAAAGAAGCGCCUAGCAAGGAAGUCAGAUCUUGAUGCAGCGAAUUCUGAUGGGGCAAUGGACGAUGCAUUUGAGGAAGGAGCAGGACCAAAGAGGUUCUUAUACAGCGAACUUGUUUAUGCGACGAAUAACUUCCACGAGGCAGGGAAACUUGGAGAGGGAGGAUUUGGAGGCGUUUACAGAGGGUUCUUAAGUGGUAUAGGCUUGGAUAUUGCUGUUAAGAGGAUCUCAAAAGGAUCACAACAAGGAAAAAGAGAAUAUCAAUCAGAAGUAAGGAUUAUUAGCCAGUUAAGACAUCGAAAUUUGGUUCAACUCCUAGGUUGGAGCCACGAGCGAAAUGAAUUACUUCUUGUAUAUGAAUUCAUGCCAAACCAGAGCCUUGAUAAGCAUCUUUUUAAUGGUGGGGUAAAUGUUCUAACUUGGGAUGUCAGGUAUAAAAUAGCUCUUGGUUUAGCUUCUGCACUGCUAUAUUUACACGAAUUAUGGGAACAAUGUGUACUUCACAGGGAUAUUAAAGCAAGUAAUGUAAUGUUGGAUUCAGAAUAUAAUGCUAAACUCGACGAUUUCGGUUUAGCACGACUGGUUGAUCAUCAAUUAGGUUCUCAGACGACGGUGUUGGCUGGAACCCUGGGUUACCUAGCACCAGAAUGUAUAUAUACGAGUAAAUCAAGCAAAGAAUCCGAUGUUUAUAGUUUCGGAAUCGUUGCACUGGAGAUUGCUUGUGGGAGGAAGCCUGUUGAACAGAACAAGGAAAACUUAGUUGACUGGGUUUGGGAUCUCUAUGCAAAUGGAAAGAUUGUUGAAGCAGCGGAUGGAAGGCUAAAUAUGGAUUUCGACAUGCAACAAAUGGAACGUUUGUUGGUUUUAGGAUUAUGGUGUGCUCAUCCUGAUCCUACAACUAGGCCAACCAUUAGGCAAGUGAAGAAUCUUCUUAAUUACGAAUCCCCGCUGGUGAAUCUUCCAACAAAGCUGCCUUCUCCGAUAUAUAAUUAUGUACCACGACUGCAUAUGUGCAAACUUGCUUUUGAUUCAGCUUCUGGUCAUUACUCGGUUUCACAGACAGAUGGUAGUCAAUGUAGAUGCAGUAAUUGUUCCAACGCUAAUUUGUCUCAGAUGUCCUCGACGAAGCCUUCUUCCUCAUCAGAAUCUCUCAUACAUUCUUGUUAAACCAGAUUGGUACAUUUUAACUUUUUAAGUCAAUGUAAUUUCAUAUAGAAUUUCAGUAAAUAAUACUGAUUAUUUUCUACUGUGUAUUUUUUUUCA